Fonsecaea pedrosoi CBS 271.37 is the source of this 627-nucleotide messenger RNA. RefSeq lists its product as uncharacterized. The record is from RefSeq and is a predicted model, not a curated record. The transcript is spliced from 3 exons. NCBI's taxonomy places the organism in Eukaryota, Fungi, Ascomycota, Eurotiomycetes, Chaetothyriales, Herpotrichiellaceae. The coding region runs from base 1 to 627 and encodes 208 amino acids.
AUGGAAAAGGUGUACGCUUCUGCCUCUGCAGCCAGCACAGUCCUUGUAACUUUGGGGCAAGCAAGCCUCAUCGAUCGCUGUCAAUCAAUCAUAAUCACCGCGAUUAUCCCCGUCAUGCAAAUCCACCUCUAUGGCUCGGUUUUCUCAGACGGGCUGCGCCAAAAAUUCAGCAUCUACCAAUUAGACAUGUGUAUGGCCGUGCUUGCGGAACUGGGCAAGACCUUCUGGGCGGCCGACAUGACUUACAAUAUCUUCUCCGAGGCCAAGCGGAAGAUCAAAUCCAAAUUCGACAGACAACCACCCGUCCCGCGACCUUCUAGUAUCACAUCGCCAGGGUCUAACCACUGCAUCUCGACGCUGACACCGACACCAGCCCAGCCCGUGACAGCCGUGGGCAAUCCGGCGAGCCACGGCCAGACUUCCUCGUCAAUGGAUCUUUCAGAGCCAGACCUGAGUGCGCUGCUGGGCGGUGAACUGUUCCUCUCGGCAGAUAGAUGUCUAUUUCCGGACACGAUCUUUGAGCCUGGUGGCGAAUGGGACUUUGAUAGCAACACCUUUAUGAGUCCGUCGGGGUUUAUGAACUUUGAGAACACGAACGAAGUGGCGUUCAUGUCUCACGAGACGUGA